Lathyrus oleraceus (garden pea) is the source of this 1678-nucleotide messenger RNA. RefSeq names its product putative serine/threonine-protein kinase. The record is from RefSeq and is a predicted model, not a curated record. NCBI's taxonomy places the organism in Eukaryota, Viridiplantae, Streptophyta, Magnoliopsida, Fabales, Fabaceae. The coding region runs from base 415 to 1530 and encodes 371 amino acids. The transcript has 6 exons. Gene Ontology annotation, biological process: protein phosphorylation. Gene Ontology annotation, molecular function: ATP binding; protein kinase activity.
GGAUCAAUCUAAUCCAGAAGCUGGUCCUCGUGUUGAUCCAAUGAAGAAAAAUAUUUUUUUUUAGCUUUUUUCACAAAUAGAAGAAAAUGGUGGAUGUGUCACUUUCUACAAACAUUGUUGACAUCUGUAAAACCACAUAGCUUGAGGUUUAUGACCAUUUCCAUUCAGCCACCUUUCUAUUAAUAUAAUCAUCAUUACAAGCCGGCUUUUAUGAUAAUCACUUAUUCUUCAAAGUCAAAUUAGUUUAGUUAUAUACUCACUAACAUUUUGUUUUCACAUUUCAAUUUCACUUUUUCACACCUUUCUUUGUCUUAUUCUUAAAAGGUUUGUUAUGUUUUCUUUGUCAUAAAUUGACUUAGAAUGUGAUUAUGUAUCUUAGAUUACAGAAUAUUAUAGUGUUAUAGAAAAAUCAUUAUGAGGUGUAGUAGCUGUUUUAGAACAUUUUCUGUAAAGAAGGAAAAAGAACAUCCUUCUAAUUAUAUUUCCAGUGAAAUUGAAGGCUAUUCUUUGGAUAAUCUUAAGCAUUUUUCUGAUAAAGAACUGAGAUUGGCAACUGAUAAUUAUCAUUUAAGCAAUAAGAUUGGAAGAGGAGGAUUUGGUACUGUUUACAAGGGGACAUUAAAAAAUGGAAGAAAGAUAGCAGUGAAGCCUCUUUCUGUUGGAUCAAAGCAGGGAGUUCGCGAAUUUUUGACAGAAAUUACAACCUUAUCAAAUGUUAAACAUUCAAACCUUGUUGAAUUGGUUGGAUUUUGCAUUCAAGGGCCGAAUCGUACCGUAGUCUACGAGUAUGUCGAAAAUGGAAACCUUCAUACCGCAUUACUUAGCAAAAAGAGUUCGAGUAUCAAACUAGAGUGGAGAGAAAGAUCUGCUAUUUGCGUUGGUACCGCGAAAGGUCUUGCAUAUCUUCAUGAAGAACUUGCACAACAUAUUGUACAUAGAGACAUCAAAGCUAGUAAUGUACUACUUGACAAAGAUUUUAAUCCCAAAAUUGGUGAUUUUGGUAUGGCCAAAUUGUUUCCAGAUGAUAUCACUCAUAUCAGCACAAGAAUCGCCGGAACAACUGGUUACUUAGCACCAGAAUAUGCACUAGGUGGACAGUUAACCAAGAAAGCUGAUGUAUACAGCUUUGGAGUUCUUAUACUUGAAAUAAUUAGUGGCAAAAGCAGCUCAAGAACAAAUUGGGAAGGAUCACAUAAAUUCCUCUUAGAAUGGGCAUGGCAACUACAUGAAGAUGAGAAAUGGUUGGAGCUAGUAGAUCAAGAGAUGGAAGAAUAUCCUGAGAAAGAGGUAAUCAAGUACAUUAAGGUUGCUCUAUUCUGCACACAAGCAGCAGCAAAAAGAAGGCCAUUGAUGACACAGGUUGUUGAUAUGCUCUCUAAGGAAAUUCAGCUGAAUGAGAAACAACUCACAGCACCAGGAUUGUUCAAUUAUGAUGUUGGAGAAUCCUCUCAAAAGAAAUCAAACCCUGAAUCUUUAGUUUAUCACACUAGUUCUACUCAGGCUAGUAUUACUCAAGUCACUCCAAGGUGAUGAUGAUGACGACUAUAACUUUGUGUAAUUGCAUAGUUGUAAAAUGAGAAGAAAAGAAAAUUAAUUUUUUUUCCAUAGAAAUUAAGAGAUUAUACUAAGAUCUUUGAUUUGAGUCCUAAUGAUUCUUAAUAAAUUUCACAUGUUAUUA